AUGUGCGUGAAUACUAAUAGUAUUUAAAAAGUGUGGUCACUAGUUAUAAAUGUUUGUGGCUUGGUAACUUCAUUAACUUGUGUCGCAUAAGCAAAAGGGUGUGCGAAAAACACCGCUGCUGGUGCAAUCGCUUUCAAAAAGCGCUCGACGCUGCUCACGCUCGCAUGGCAAACAGAUGAUAAUGGCACAUGGCGACAUCAGUUAGGACUAGAUACGUAGACAGGAUAUCAAAGUGGCUGCAUAUUGUACGCCUAAGCGGCGCAAUCAAGGGACAUGGCUGCCAACGCAGCAGCGACGUCGGCGACCCGUGAAUUCGUAGAGGGCUGGACGCUGGCGCAGACGCUAGGCGAAGGUGCCUAUGGCGAAGUCAAGCUGCUCAUCAAUCGUCAGACGGGAGAGGCCGUGGCCAUGAAAAUGGUCGAUCUGAAAAAGCAUCCCGAUGCCGUGAUCUCAGUGCGUAAGGAGGUAUGCAUCCAAAAAAUGCUGCAAGACCCGCACAUUUUACGCUUCUUCGGUAAACGAUCGCAGGGGCACGUGGAGUACAUAUUUCUUGAAUACGCUGCCGGUGGAGAGUUGUUCGAUCGCAUUGAGCCCGACAUCGGAAUGCCACAACAUGAAGCCCAGCGAUACUUCACGCAGCUGCUCUCCGGACUUCAGUAUUUGCAUCAGCGCGGCAUCGCCCACCGCGAUCUGAAGCCGGAGAAUCUGCUACUAGACGAGCACGACAAUAUUAAAAUAUCAGACUUUGGAAUGGCCACUAUGUUUAGAUGCAAGGGACGAGAGCGGCUGCUGGACAAGCGAUGCGGCACUCUGCCGUAUGUGGCUCCGGAGGUUCUGCUAAAGCCGUACCAUGCGCAGCCGGCGGACAUUUGGUCGUGUGGUGUCAUAUUGGUUACAAUGCUGGCGGGUGAACUGCCCUGGGACCAGCCAUCGGCGAGCUGCGCGGAGUUCAUCAACUGGAAGGACAACGAUCGUUGGCAAACGCAGACACCGUGGAGCAAACUCGAUACUUUGGCCAUAUCCUUGCUACGCAAAGUUCUGGCCAGCAGUCCAGGUGGACGCCUAACGCUGGAGAAGAUUCUCGACCACAAAUGGUGCAACAUGCAGUUUGCUGAGCAUGAUCGUUCCUAUGAUUUGGUUGACUCGGCGGCUGCCUUGGAGAUUUGCUCGCCCAAGGCCAAGCGUCAACGCCUGCAGUCGAGCGCCCAUCUCAGCAACAAUCUGGAUGACUCAAUAUCGCGGAACUAUUGCUCGCAACCCAUGCCCACGAUGCGCAGCGACGAGGACUUCGAUGUGCGGUCCCGCAUCAGACAUGGCAAUGGCCAAGAAGACGGCGACAGACAGGCGCUGGUCCAGGAAGCACGCUUAACCUACUGCUUCUCCCAGCCGGCGAUGCUGGAUGACCUGUUGCUGGCAACGCAAAUGAAUCAAACGCAAAGUGCAUCACAGAACUACUUCCAGCGCUUGGUGCGACGCAUGACCCGCUUUUUCGUGACCACGCGCUGGGAUGAUACAAUUAAGCGGCUCGUGGGCACAAUCGAGCGGUUGGGUGGAUACACGUGCAAAGUUAGCGACGAUGGCGUUGUCACAGUGUCCACUAUUGAUAGACGUAAGCUCCGCUUAGUAUUUAAGGCGCAUAUCAUUGAGAUGGAUGGAAAGAUACUCGUCGACUUCCGGCUGUCUAAGGGCUGCGGCCUCGAGUUCAAGCGUCGUUUUAUCAAAGUUAAGCUUGCCCUGGAGGAUAUUUUACUGAAGGGACCAACAACUUGGCCUAUUGCGAUUGCAACCAAUUCGGUGCCCUAGCUUUUCGUACUAAUAAGACAUAGACUUCUUUAAAUUAGCCUAUCAUUUGUUUGUAAUCACACUUCAUGUGUCAUUUUUAACUUUUUUACUUUAUACAUAGAAUAAGUAUUUCAAAAGAGUUUUUAGUUUUGUUAAAUGUUGAAUAAGUAUUUUACAGUAGUUAGCUAAACGUUAUGAAACAAUAAAUUGACACUGAUUAUGACGACAUUUAAACAAAA
This is a messenger RNA of Drosophila montana, 2021 nucleotides long. It is a transcript of the gene grp, whose product is annotated as serine/threonine-protein kinase grp. Gene Ontology annotation, cellular component: cytoplasm. The transcript is spliced from 7 exons. The record is from RefSeq and is a predicted model, not a curated record. Bases 274 to 1803 code for a protein of 509 amino acids. Gene Ontology annotation, biological process: protein phosphorylation; DNA damage checkpoint signaling. Gene Ontology annotation, molecular function: protein serine/threonine kinase activity; ATP binding. NCBI's taxonomy places the organism in Eukaryota, Metazoa, Arthropoda, Insecta, Diptera, Drosophilidae.